This is a messenger RNA of Cryptomeria japonica (Japanese cedar), 1176 nucleotides long. RefSeq lists its product as uncharacterized. The transcript has 2 exons. Lineage: Eukaryota; Viridiplantae; Streptophyta; Pinopsida; Cupressales; Cupressaceae. The record is from RefSeq and is a predicted model, not a curated record. Bases 1 to 1176 code for a protein of 391 amino acids.
AUGUGUAACAUUCUGUACUUGGCAAUGCUUCCUGUCAAUCUCGUAAUGAUUUCGGUAAAUCUGGUAAUGAUUUCCGUUGAUCUGGCAAUGCAACUACUGUACGGGUUAACUCAGUACGUACAAGGCAACAAUCGUACGUUAGGGACCUGGUUGAAACUUCUCUACCAAAAUAGUCGCGAGAGUGAUUGCAUACUUGGUGCCUUUUCCCAAAAUACACAUAACCCUGUUUUUCAAAAUAAGGAUAUUCAAAACUCUACAUUUUUCAACAUACAAGUUGACAUUCUAAAACUGGAAAAUCAAAUUCCUUUAUUUGCUCUCAUAACUCUGUUGGAGUUGGAGGUUUCCGAGCAUGCCAAAUCAGAGUUAGGUGCACUGCUGCAGCCUGAUGAGUUAGAGUCUCGAACCCGCAAAGAUGUAAUAGCAGAGUUAGCUGCACUCCUGAGUACAACUACUGUGUUUCGCGGAUUUCCCUUCUCUCCACUAUUAUCCUCUGAUGAAGUUAAAUUGAAACUGAAGAAUAAAAGGAGGGAACAACGUCCAUGUCAUUUGUUAGAUCUGUAUAGAAUUGUGAUUAAACAUAUCAUAAGUGAUCGAGAGUAUGAAUGGUACACCAAAGUGGCACCACCUUUUCGCAAUAUUGAUCUGAGAUCUACCCUUAGUGCCCAAUUACUAGACAGUGCUGGUAUCAAAUUUCAACCAGGCAAAAUUGGAUUUCGAAAGAGAAUGUUUGGAAAAAGUACGCUCUCCCUACCUCAAAUAAUUGUGGACGACACAACAGAAACAUUUCUGCGGAACCUGAUGGCUUAUGAAGAGUGUCAAAGGUGCUCGUUGAAUCCAGAAGAGACAUUAAUUUCACAUUAUGUUCGUCUCUUAGAUUGUUUAAUCGAUUCAGAGAAAGAUGUAUUUGUACUUCGAAACUCUGGAGUCAUUCGAAGUUUGGGAGGCAACGAUGAUCAUAUCGCCCACAUGUUCAUCAAUCUUGCGGCUGGAACCACAUUUAGUCCCAUCAAUGAAUUUGAAAAUGUGAUGGAAGAGGCGAGAAAACAUUAUAGCAAUCAUUGGAAAGUGCUGAUGACCGAGUUUCAGCGAGCAUAUUGUUCAAAGCCAUGGCAUGCUGUCUCUCUUGUGGCGGCGACAACUCUAUUGGUUAUGACUUUUAUUCAAACUAUGUAUUGA